Messenger RNA from Chlamydomonas reinhardtii, 2518 nucleotides. RefSeq lists its product as uncharacterized. The record is from RefSeq and is a predicted model, not a curated record. Lineage: Eukaryota; Viridiplantae; Chlorophyta; Chlorophyceae; Chlamydomonadales; Chlamydomonadaceae. The transcript is spliced from 3 exons. Bases 57 to 779 code for a protein of 240 amino acids.
GGGUCGACAGCGGCAGCAGCGGCAGCGGCAGUAUCAGCCUCGGCGCAAGCAGCAGCAUGCCACAUGCAAUGGUGGUGGCGGUUGACGUGCUGCUGGCAGCGGCGGAGGCUGGCCAAGUGACCGUGCCGCGAGAGCUGACGGCCGCCGGCGCGCUGCAGCUGAGCCCCGCUGCGUUGCUGGCGGCGGCGGCGCGCGGCGGCUCAGUGCCUGUCGUGCGCUGGCUGCUGCAGGACUGGCUGGGCAUGGUGCCGCCGCCACUGCCGGCACCAAUCGCGCAGACGCCAGAAGGGGCGACGGAGGAGCACGGGGCUGGGGGUGGUUUGAACCAAGGUGGCGAGGCUUGGGCAGAGCUGGGCCGGGUUCAGGACAUGCUGUCCUCGCCACUGCGCCUUAUGCUCAGUAAGGAGCACCUACAGAGCCUGCUGGAGCCGCAGCUGCUGACCUGCGCCGCCGAGUCGGGCAGUGUGGACCUGGUGGUGUCGUGGCUGCGGGACACAUGUGCGGGGCUGCGCCUGCUGGGACUGCCGUGCAGCGGUGCGCGCGGCGGCGUCGGGCUACGUGGCGUACCUGCGGCUGCUGGUGGCGGGCGGGUGCCCUGUAUGUGGGCGGGGCGCAAGGCCGGGCGUACGACGUGGCAGCAGCCGACGGGGAUCGCCCCAUGCUGCGAGCUCUGGGGGACGUGGGCUGCCCCGCGGCCGCCUCCGCCUUCCGGUGCUGAGUGCUUCAUGUGGCAGGCGCGGCGGCUGCUCACGGUGCCGUUGUUGUUGCUGGACAAGUAAUAAGGCGCAGUGGGAGUGGAGGCGGAGGCGGAGGCCGGAGUGGAGGCGGGAGCCGCAGCGGGAGCGGUGUCAGCUGAGGCGGGAGGAGGCGGCGCAUCAGAGCGCGAUGGUGCCUGGGAGGCGCUGGUGGCACAUGCGCGAUCAUCGCGUGAGGGCGGGGACAGGCGUCGGGUGCUGGCUGGCCUGGCUGCAGCGCCAGUGGCGGCAGCAUGCAAUCGCGUGCGGCGAGUGGCAGUGGCGGCAGCAGGGGCUCCCCAGGUGACGCUAGCUAGAUAACGGUAGGGGCAACUAACAGUAGCAGCAUAAUCGGACGGUUUGGAGAAGGUCGGCAGCCAACUGGGGGGAGGACGGUUUCCCUUCGGGCCGGAGAUGGUUCCCUCCUGACCUGGGUGCUGGGCACCCUUGCUUGGUCGGACUGUCCCUUCUUGUAAUGUCGCAUUCAUAAUCGGAAAAGGUUUACUUGAGGGGUGUGUGAGGUUUGGCCACUGGCCAAGGCCAUAUGUUGCGGUCAUGCCCCGGCGCGCGAUGAACGAGUAGGGGAGCAGUGCGCAAGUGCGGUGAACAGGUUGUGACCGCAAGACUCCAGUGAGGAAGGAGAAGCAUUGCCAUGCAAGCCCUGUGAAAGGGGCUUGAAGAGGCGGACGGGAAGUAAGAGAGGCUAUGCGGGAAGAUGAGCAUGGCAGCGCAUGAUGUUAAUGUGGGUCGCACUUCUCCCGUGUGGGUCACGCUUGUCUGCACGCGGUGCCUGAGUGGCCGUGGCAUGAUCACGGAUGCACUGAGUACUGUGCAGGGGAGACACAGUACCAAGUGACUGGGAUUGUGGCCACGGAUUGUGGUGCAAGCUAGGCAAACACUUGGAGGUAGCCCCGUGUAGCCCAUUGUGGUGACGUGGAUUUGGGCUAAGUGGAGCGUCCCAUGUUUCCGCGGGGUUCAGGGAUGUGCACUUAUUCACAGGUGAUGCUGGUUGGCACUGGUUAAAAUCAGGGAUUGAACCCACGUUGAACCCAUGGUUGUAAUCGCUAGGAUGCGUGCACGGGCUGUCCCCUGACAGCGCGGUUGAUAAGGUUUGCAGUCCAUGCGGUAUAUGAACUAGGCGGAGCAGUUAGCGAAUCGGAUGAGUACUGCUCCGCCCUGUGGCUACCGACCUUCCGGUGCCGGGCGAACAGGUGCAGCGGACACGCGCGCCCGGGUGGCGCAGGCAGGCGCAGGCACAUGGCGGUGGCAGGCAGUGGGUCGGAGCAGCUAGUGGUCCCACUACACGCCCGCAGUUGUGUUUCGUUGCAGGAGAGCUGGCGGCGUAGGGGCUUGCUUGUGGCUGCAGCUAGCAGGACUACGGCGAGACAGGCAAUGCCUGGGUGAGAGGGUACGCCCUGUGCUUUCAGCGUGCUCCCAAGCUGUCGCUGCCUGACUGCCGCGUUUAGCGGCUUUCCGCUCCUUAUGUGCAUUUGCUUCAUAACUCUGCAAUGCAUGCAAUCUCUCGCAUAGAUAAUAGCAAGCUGGGCCUGUAGACGCGCGCGCUUCUGCUUUGGGCCGCGACGGCAAAGAGACAACUGCCGCCCGGCCCUGUUGCCGUGCAGCUGGAAGGCCUGGCAUGCGAAAUAUGUACUCUUGUUGAUCUCUUUGCCCGGUGGGUUUGGAUGAACGCAGCAGGUGUAGGGAACAGGGCCCUCCGCGAUGUGUUUGCCGCGCAACUGUGCUGCCCAAUUCGCGGGUUGCGACCUUGGCCUCUAUUGUGGGGU